Tachyglossus aculeatus (Australian echidna) is the source of this 2119-nucleotide messenger RNA. It is a transcript of the gene DBP, whose product is annotated as D-box binding PAR bZIP transcription factor. Gene Ontology annotation, molecular function: DNA-binding transcription factor activity, RNA polymerase II-specific; RNA polymerase II cis-regulatory region sequence-specific DNA binding. NCBI's taxonomy places the organism in Eukaryota, Metazoa, Chordata, Mammalia, Monotremata, Tachyglossidae. The transcript has 4 exons. Gene Ontology annotation, cellular component: nucleus. Bases 400 to 1323 code for a protein of 307 amino acids. Gene Ontology annotation, biological process: regulation of transcription by RNA polymerase II. The record is from RefSeq and is a predicted model, not a curated record.
UUCUUUUUUUCAAAGAAGUUUAGACGGCUCCUCCCUCUUCCCUUUCCCUCCACCUCCACCGCUUCCAUCCGUCUCCCCGCCGCCUCGCUCCCUACCGUACGGACUGCACGAGCCCCGGGACGGAUCGCGAGCCCAGCCGGAUUGCGGAGGUUUCACGGACUGCAUCCGUCCGCGAUCCGCCAAGCUUCCCCGCCUGACUUGCCCGGACUGCCAGGUGGCCUAGCCGAACAGCCCCCGACCCCCAACAACCCCCGCCGGGGCUCGUGGAUUGCCCUCGCCCGCCCGGCUGGGCCUGGCCCCCCACCGCAACCCGACCGUCCCCUUUCAGGCCGGACUGCCCCGCCGGCCCGGGAGUCCCAUGAGCCCGUGAUCCACUCCCCCGGAUCCCCCUGCCCGGGGAUGGCGCGGCCUGCGGGCGACAGGUCCCCGGCCCCGCCGCUGACCGGGCAGGCCGGGGGCCAGGCGGGCGGAGCGGGGCUGCUCAGCCUCCGGACUCUCCUGCAAGGCCCGGUGAAGACGAAGGAGCCGGCCAGCUGCCUCCUGAAGGAGAAGGAGCGGAAGGCGCGUCCGGAGCAGGAGGACGACGAGGAGGAGGAGGAAGAGGGGUCCCCCCGGGCCCGGGCCGGGGGUCCCGGGACCCUGCUGGGCUCCCUGCUGUGGGAGCGGGCCCUGCCCUUCGGGGAGGUGGAGUACGUGGACUUGGACGCCUUCCUGCUGGAGCACGGGCUGCCGCCCAGCCCCCCGGGCCCGGGCCCCCCGGCCCCCGCCGCCCCCUCGCCCCCCGCCCCCGGGCCCGGCUCCUGCGGCUCCUCGGCCCGCUCCUCGCCCGGGGAGGGCAUGAUGGAGGCCGGGGCCGGGACCCCCGCCCGCCGGGGAGCCGGAGGGGGCCACGCAGUCCCAGCCCCUCGGGACACCCCCAGCCCCGUGGACCCAGAGGCUGUGGAGGUGCUGAUGACCUUUGACCCUGAUCCGGCUGAUCUGGCCUUGUCCAGCGUCCCCGGCCACGAGACCUUCGACCCCCGGAGGCAUCGCUUCUCAGAGGAGGAGCUCAAGCCCCAGCCCAUCAUGAAGAAAGCCCGGAAGAUACAGGUGCCGGACGAACAAAAGGAUGAGAAGUACUGGAGUCGCCGCUACAAGAAUAACGAGGCUGCGAAGCGCUCGCGGGAUGCCCGGCGGCUGAAGGAGAAUCAGAUCUCGGUGCGGGCGGCCUUCUUGGAGAAGGAGAACGCGCUCCUGCGGCAGGAAGUGGUUUCCAUCCGCCAGGAACUGUCCCAUUACCGUUCGGUGCUCUCCCGCUACCAGGCCCAGCACGGGGCCCUGUGAGGCUCCGGCCCCACGCCGCCCGCCCCCAUUCCCCACCCUCCCCCUGGCCGGCCGCUGCUCAGCAGAGGACUGGGCUCCCCGGAUGGGAGGGCCGGGAGGCCCGGUAGUGGAGAGAAAUGAAGGCAGGUUAGGCGGAUGAGCCCUGACGCCCCGCCCUGGGUUCCGGGGACUCCCCCGGCCCGGCUGGCCGGGAGAAAGGAGAAGUCCGGACACGUGGAAAGACCCCUGGGGCCGAGGCCCAGGGGGUUGGUGUCGAAGGUGGAGUGCUCUGGCCCUUGGAAAUUGUGGGGAGCACAGACUGGAGCCCUCCUGCCUGUGUGUAAGAGAUGCCACAGGUGGAGGCCUGCGGGGGCCCCUAGACUACUCCCCCCCACCUUUUCUACCGCCCCCUCCCCAACCCCAAACACGCAAACCCGAGUCUCCGCUCCCAGUUCCCCCUGCUCCCCACUUCUCCUUUGGGUAGCAGGUGGAGACUUCUGGUUCCGGGCUGGGCCCCAGUGGAGUCUGUGGGGACGGUGAGGUUUCAGGGAUGGGGGGCGGGGGGGGAAGGCCUGGGUACCUGGGCCAGUGCCAGAUGAUGAUAAAUAUAUAUUUUUUUUAAGAAAAAGAAGAGCCACCGGGUCCAGGAGGAUGGGGACGGGGUGGAGGGGGAGGAGGAAGUCUGUUUCUCCGUCUUGUGUGUUGCCCGCUGGGGACCCAGGCCUUCCCUGCCCCCAGCUCACCUAUCCAUUUGCCCCUGGCGGCGUCUUCACUGCAGUUUACAAAUCUUGAAUAAAGCGUGAGACCGAGUCCCCCA